This is a messenger RNA of Microthlaspi erraticum, 1107 nucleotides long. NCBI's taxonomy places the organism in Eukaryota, Viridiplantae, Streptophyta, Magnoliopsida, Brassicales, Brassicaceae. The record is from the annotation of a GenBank genome assembly.
AUGAGAAGAUCGUCAUCCAGAAAUCUGAAGAAGAUACUCGCUAGGGUUCCUGUUAAAGACUUGACGCGGUUUGUGUCUGCAAAAGUUGGCGGUCGUUGUUCCAAGACGAGAGGUUUAUCAGACAGCACAGGACCUCAUGCCCCAACGAGGAUUGUGUCGUUCCGUAAAUGGAAUACUCGACCUUGUCUCCUUUCUUAUUCAUCAAGUGGGAAGCCAGAGGUGAUAGUCGAAGAGAUUAGCUUGAACAUCGGAGAUGAACACGACCUUCUCAACGCUAAUCCGAUUGGUCAAUGCCAUGGACUCUUUUGCUUAGAUCUUGAUGAGGAUGAUGCUUUUGGUGUUUGGAACCCUUCACUGAGAGAAUUGAGAAGAAUAGAAAUAGAGGGUCUCAAUGACUACGGUGAGAUGGGUUUUGGCUAUGACCACUCCUCUCAAGAUUAUAAGAUUGUGUUUGUUCUUGAGACGCAAGGAAGCGACUCGAAAGCACUAGUGCUGUCUUUAAAGUCUGGUGUGUCUCGGAUGAUUGAUUUCCCGCGUUUAGAAAACGUUGUCAUGUCCCACAUGAGAGAACCUGGAACCCUAGUUGGUGAAAAUAUCUACUGGCAGGUCUAUGGGGAUGGUGGAAAAGCAACUGAGACGUUUUUGAGGUUUGAUUUGGUGUCGGAUACGUUUAGUUACUGCAAAGGUCCAAGUAACUGUGGUGAAGAUGUUCUUCCUCAUAUUACAGCGGGUUUGAGAGGAGGAGGUCUAUGUACAGUACAGGUUAGUCCCUGUGGUGAUAUCAUCGUUUGGUCUGCUCAACAUGAAAAGGACAAGAUUGGUGGUGGUGGUAUCAAAUCUUGGAGCAAGAUUUGUAGUCUCUCGCGGGCGGUUCUUGAACGCGCGGUUAGUCGUGGUAUCGAUUAUAUUUGUCUAAGGUCUGCGGUAGCUUAUGCGGGAUUGCUAUUAUUAUUAGUAAGUAUUGAAGGAAAAGAAGCAAAGUUGCUUGCGUACAACUUCGAGGAUAAAAGUUUGACGUGUGUUGAGACAAAUUUGCCCAUCGAUAGCUGUGGUGAUCUUCAGACGUAUGUUGAAACCCUUGUCCCUAUUCCUAACGCUUCUUGUUAG